This is a messenger RNA of Saimiri boliviensis boliviensis (Bolivian squirrel monkey), 1358 nucleotides long. The record is from RefSeq and is a predicted model, not a curated record. NCBI's taxonomy places the organism in Eukaryota, Metazoa, Chordata, Mammalia, Primates, Cebidae.
GGAGGCCGGGAUAGGUGUGCGCCCGGCGGGACGCCCUAAACACACUUGCACGCAGCCUCCAGCAGAAUCUAGGGCUCUAGGGACUAAAGAGGUCUAGGGCAGUGGAGGCCCGAAACCCAGGCUGGUCUGUCCAAGGGAAAAGAAGAAAAAACGAAGUUUGGUACCAGAUCUUCGUUCCCUGCAGGACCCUGACAGUUGGACAAGUGACCUCCUCCAGAACACACGGAGAGUCUCCAGAAGCAGAGGCUUUAGGGAAGGAAAUUCUCAAUAAUCAGCUCCAGAUCCUGAAAAGGAGGACGAAGAAUCAGUGGCCAAAGCUAACCGUUUCAUACUCACACUUACCCUCCUAUCUCCAGGCCACCAUGUCUGCAGUAAACGGCACCCCUUGGGGGUCAGCAGCGGGGGAGGAGGUCUGGGCAGGAUCAGGAGUGGAGGUGGAGGACUCAGAGCUGCCCACCUUCUCAGCAGCAGCCAAGGUCCGAGUGGGAGUGACCAUUGUGCUGUUUGUUUCUUCGGCUGGAGGGAACCUGGCCGUCCCGUGGCCAGUGACACGGCCGCAACCCAGCCAGCUCCGCCCCUCUCCGGUCAGGAGACUCUUCGCCCAUUUAGCAGCCGCUGACUUACUAGCCACUUUUGUGGUUAUGCCCCUAGAUGCCACCUGGAAUAUCACUGUUCAGUGGCUGGCCGGGGACAUCGCAUGUCGGACACUCAUGUUCCUGAAACUAAUGGCCAUGUAUGCUGCAGCUUUCCUGCCCGUGGUCAUUGGACUGGAUCGCCGGGCAGCAGUACUCAAUGCUCUUGGACCCUGCUCAGGUGUCCGGAAGCUUCUGGGGGCAGCUUGGGGACUUAGUUUCCUGCUUGCCUUGCCCCAGAUCUGUUUUACUACGCUUGGCUUCUACCUCUUUGCAUCCUUCCAAUCUUACCUCCUUCAGAUUGGGGCAGCCCCUGCUGGUGAAUUUGCCCUCCGCCGCUCCUUUGACAAUCGUCCCCGUGUUCGUCUGGCCCCGAGACUGGCCCUGCUUGUCUUGCUGACCUUCAUCCUCUGCUGGCCACCUUAUUACCUACUAGGUCUGUGGUACUGGUUCUCCCCGAGCAUGCUAACUGAAGUCCCUCCCAGCCUCAGCCACAUCCUUUGCCUCUUUGGCCUCCUCAAUGCUCCUCUGGAUCCUCUCCUCUACGGAGCCUUCACCCUUGGCUGCCGAAGAGGGCACCGUGAACUUAGUAUGGACUCUUCUAGGGAAGAAGGGUCUAGGAGAAUACUCCAACAGGAGAGUCAAGCCCUUAGACAAAUGGAAGUUCAAAAAACUGUGACAUCAAGAAAUGCAGGAGAGGCCGGGCGCGGUGGCUCAAGCCUGUAA